AAUUACUAUUUGCUACACGGGGUCUAAGGAAGGGCACAUUGUUGCGCCGCGGGGUUUAGACUUCACUGUGCGUUCUGAGUAAGAUGGGGAAGAAGACGAAGAAACCCGGUAAAGGCAAAGAGAAAACUGAGAGAAAAACCGUAAAAGCCGAAGAGAAGAAAGCUCGCAGGGAAACCAAGAAGCUUUCUCCCGAGGACGAUAUCGACGCCAUUUUGUUGAGCAUUCAAAAGGAGGAAGCGAAGAAGAAGGAGGUUCACGUCGACGACAACGUUCCCGCGCCUUCUCCUCGCUCCAACUGCUCGCUCACCGUCAAUCCGUUGAAAGAGACCGAGUUGAUUCUCUACGGCGGCGAAUUCUACAAUGGCAACAAGACCUUCGUGUACGGUGAUCUCUUCCGGUAUGACGUGGAGAAGCUGGAAUGGAAAUUGGUUUCGAGUCCUAAUAGUCCUCCUCCGCGCAGUGCUCACCAAGCGGUUGCGUGGAAGAAUUAUAUUUAUAUUUUUGGUGGUGAGUUUACGUCUCCAAACCAAGAGCGGUUUCAUCACUACAAGGAUUUUUGGAUGUUGGACCUGAAAACAAAUCAGUGGGAGCAGCUUAAUUUGAAAGGGUGCCCUAGUCCUCGUUCAGGACAUCGAAUGAUAUUGUACAAGCACAAGAUUAUUCUUUUCGGUGGUUUCUAUGACACUCUCCGAGAAGUGAGGUACUACAAUGAUCUAUUCGUAUUUGACCUUGAUCAAUUCAAGUGGCAAGAAAUAAAGCCUAAGCCUGGAGCAAUGUGGCCAACUGCACGUAGUGGUUUUCAAUUAUUUGUUUACCAAGAUGAUAUAUUUUUGUAUGGUGGCUAUUCAAAAGAAGUUUCAUCUGAUAAGAACAACUCUGAGAAAGGAAUUGUUCAUUCAGAUAUGUGGUCACUCGAUCCUAAGACUUGGGAAUGGAACAAGGUGAAGAAAAGUGGAAUGCCUCCUGGUCCCCGUGCUGGGUUUUCAAUGUGUGUUCAUAAGAGGAGGGCUCUGCUAUUUGGUGGCGUUGUGGAUAUAGAAGUUGAAGGUGAUGUAAUGAUGAGCUUGUUUUUGAAUGAAUUUUACGGGUUUCAGUUAGACACCAAUCGCUGGUAUCCUCUGGAGUUAAGAAAGGAGAAGUCCACAAAAGAUAAGUUAAAAAAAUCUGAACAAAAUUGUCCUGAUGAUGUCAACAAGAAGAUAAAUCCAGCAUGUACAACAAGAGAAGAAACUGUGGAGUCAGAGGAUGAAGAAAGUAACAUUGAUGAUAUAUCCAAAAAUAUAGCAUCAAACAUGUCUAUUGUUGAUAGUGAAAAUCUUACCAACUCUGAUGGAAAGCCCAAGGAAUCUGGUGCUAAAUUGGACAUUCAAAGUUCUUUGCCUGAGGUAGUGAAGCCAUGUGGUCGUAUUAAUGCUUGCAUGGCAGUUGGAAGGGACACGUUAUAUAUAUAUGGUGGAAUGAUGGAGAUUAAAGAUCAAGAAAUCACUCUUGACGAUCUGUAUUCUUUGAACCUUAGCAAACUUGAUGAAUGGAAGUGCAUUAUACCGGCUUCAGAAUCUGAAUGGGUGGAAGCUUCAGAAGAUGAUGAAGAAGAUGAAGAUGGUGAUGAAGAUGAGUCCGAUGGUGAGACUUCAACUAAUGAGGAUGAUGAUGAGGAAGAGGAGGAGGAAGAGUUUGAGAGACCUGGAUUCGCUCCUUAUGCAACUCUACGUUCACCAGAAAUCCCUGCUCUGAAGAUCUUCAAGGGUCUGCACCUCCCAUUGCCCAAAGGCUUCAAUUCUCUUAAUAUAUUUUUGUAUGGUGGCUAUUCAAAAGAAGUUUCAUCUGAUAAGAACAACUCUGAGAAAGGAAUUGUUCAUUCAGAUAUGUGGUCACUCGAUCCUAAGACUUGGGAAUGGAACAAGGUGAAGAAAAGUGGAAUGCCUCCUGGUCCCCGUGCUGGGUUUUCAAUGUGUGUUCAUAAGAGGAGGGCUCUGCUAUUUGGUGGCGUUGUGGAUAUAGAAGUUGAAGGUGAUGUAAUGAUGAGCUUGUUUUUGAAUGAAUUUUACGGGUUUCAGUUAGACACCAAUCGCUGGUAUCCUCUGGAGUUAAGAAAGGAGAAGUCCACAAAAGAUAAGUUAAAAAAAUCUGAACAAAAUUGUCCUGAUGAUGUCAACAAGAAGAUAAAUCCAGCAUGUACAACAAGAGAAGAAACUGUGGAGUCAGAGGAUGAAGAAAGUAACAUUGAUGAUAUAUCCAAAAAUAUAGCAUCAAACAUGUCUAUUGUUGAUAGUGAAAAUCUUACCAACUCUGAUGGAAAGCCCAAGGAAUCUGGUGCUAAAUUGGACAUUCAAAGUUCUUUGCCUGAGGUAGUGAAGCCAUGUGGUCGUAUUAAUGCUUGCAUGGCAGUUGGAAGGGACACGUUAUAUAUAUAUGGUGGAAUGAUGGAGAUUAAAGAUCAAGAAAUCACUCUUGACGAUCUGUAUUCUUUGAACCUUAGCAAACUUGAUGAAUGGAAGUGCAUUAUACCGGCUUCAGAAUCUGAAUGGGUGGAAGCUUCAGAAGAUGAUGAAGAAGAUGAAGAUGGUGAUGAAGAUGAGUCCGAUGGUGAGACUUCAACUAAUGAGGAUGAUGAUGAGGAAGAGGAGGAGGAAGAGGCUCAGAAUGCAUCAGUUGAGGUGGGAGAUGCUGUUGCUCUAAUCAAAGGUGUUGGAAAGAAUCUGCGGAGGAAAGAAAGGAGGUCACGGAUAGAGCAGAUUAGAGCCAGUCUUGGCUUGUCCGAUUCACAGAGAACACCAAUGCCAGGAGAAUCCCUGAGGGAUUUCUACAGGCGUACAAAUAUGUAUUGGCAAAUGGCAGCCCAUGAACAUACUCAACACACUGGAAAAGUAAGUUUUCUCUUUUCUUUAGAGUUCUAUUAUUCCUUUAUAACCUGUAUAAUUAUAUUAAACAAGCAAAGGAAAUGAACAACUUUAUUGAGUUUUCCCUUUAAUUUGAACUUUCUGAUUCUAUAAUGGACUAUUUUCACCCUUAUCCCCCCUAUUUAUUUGGCCGGUCCCCUUUAACGGAUACUACUUUUUCCUUCUCUUCCCU
Vigna umbellata (rice bean) is the source of this 3072-nucleotide messenger RNA. Lineage: Eukaryota; Viridiplantae; Streptophyta; Magnoliopsida; Fabales; Fabaceae. The record is from RefSeq and is a predicted model, not a curated record.